ACCAUAUCGGUACGAAGUAUGCCGCGUUACCUCCAAACAAUGCCCGAAGAGCCCUAGGACACUGCGACCCCGAGCCAUGCCAUCAUGACGCCCAUUUGAGGCGCCAUUGGGCCAUGAAAGAAGCUCUGGCUGGCCCUCGCCCUCCCUCUUUCCCGCCACCUCCCUCCUCGCGGGUGCAUCUACCGUCCUGACCGACCCAUCUAAGAUCGCGAGCGGUCUCAUCUAUGGGCCAGACGAAGGCUACCUGCCUCUACGAAAAAGCGUCGCGGAUUGGCUCUGCUCCACAUACGCCCAUUCCUCCGUCGCACCGAACUAUGAGCGGAUAUGCAUUACGAAUGGGGCGUCAGGGAAUUUAGGAAACAUACUCUCCAAGUUCACGGAUGCGAGAUACACGCGCAGGAUAUGGAUGGUCGAGCCCUCGUAUUUUCUGGCAUGUCCCAUCUUCCACGACGCGGGCUUCGAGGGCAAGCUGAGUGGUGUGCCGGAAGAUGAGGAGGGGUUGGAUAUCGAAUUCCUCCACUCUAGUCUCCAAGAAACUGAAAACGAAGUCAAGAAGACUGGCGGCGAAGACGUCCCGCUGCUCAAAGGCGGCGCUGGGUACGCGAAGCUGUACAAGCACUUAAUAUAUCUCGUUCCCACCUUCUCGAACCCUUCGGCGAAGACGUUGAGUUUGCAACGGAGAGAAGAGCUCGUGCGUUUGGCGAGGCAGUUCGAUGCGUUGGUCGUCACGGAUGAUGUCUACGAUGUCCUCCGUUGGCCUGAAGACCCCAAUGCCCCGGUGAGCAGGUUAGGAAAGCCGCCCCCCAGAAUUGUAGAUGUAGAUGCAACGUUGGAUGGCGGUCCCGUAGACGAGUGGGGCAACACCGUGAGCAAUGGAAGCUUUUCUAAGAUCAUUGCGCCUGGGUGUAGGGUGGGAUGGGCUGAGGGAACUGCAGCAUUUGCGAAGCAGUUGUCGCAGGUUGGUUCAACACGCUCCGGGGGAGCACCCAGCCAUCUUGUCCCAACUUUCGUCCACGAAAUGCUAGUAAAUGGAACAUUAGACAAGCACAUCACCGAAACACUCGUCCCAGUUUACCGCGCUCGCUACUACGUCCUCAUGGAUGCCAUCCGAGAGUAUCUCGUACCUCUAGGCUUUGAGCUCUCAGUUGGGAAGCCAUACGAGGCGUCUCUCAAGACCACCACCAAAGUUAACGGCACGAACAGCAUCAAUAGCACAAACGGCGUGCACCAGAACGGCACUUCGAGUCCGAUCCGAGAAGCAGGCGGCUUCUUCACUUACCUUCUUCUCCCCGCUGGCGUCCCCUCCGCAAGCGAUCUCGCCACAAAGGCGCUCGACAAAUACGAGCUCAAGUUCGCGUUCGGAGACAUGUUCCAGGUCGCUGGUGAUGUUAAAAGCGCUGAGAGGGCUGCAAAGGGGUAUGGAAGGGGGAUACGGUUGUGCUGGGCGUGGCACACGGAGGAGGAUAUCAAGGAGGGCAUUCGGCGGUUAGCGAUGAUUUCGCAGGAAGCGAAGAGUGGGAAGGCGUGAUAGAAAGUGUGUAUAGUAUAUAUACAUUUAACGAGAGCAUCCGAUACGGUUCGAUCUAUAACUACUUAUAUCAUGUAUAAAGGCU
Molecule: messenger RNA, 1613 nt
Organism: Mytilinidion resinicola
Lineage: Eukaryota; Fungi; Ascomycota; Dothideomycetes; Mytilinidiales; Mytilinidiaceae
Product: PLP-dependent transferase
Exons: 3
Coding region: 407-1528 (373 amino acids)
Biological process (GO): biosynthetic process
Molecular function (GO): pyridoxal phosphate binding; L-2-aminoadipate:2-oxoglutarate transaminase activity
Source: RefSeq, a predicted model, not a curated record